Molecule: messenger RNA, 1576 nt
Organism: Mytilus trossulus (common blue mussel)
Lineage: Eukaryota; Metazoa; Mollusca; Bivalvia; Mytilida; Mytilidae
Exons: 4
Coding region: 21-1529 (502 amino acids)
Molecular function (GO): zinc ion binding
Source: RefSeq, a predicted model, not a curated record
CCCCCAGUUUUUUGGUGGGAAUGCCUAAUGAAAAAUUGUGUGCUGGAUGUUUACGCGAUAAUGAAGAAAAUAUAGCAGAAACAUGGUGCAGUAAUUGUUCAGAACUAGUGUGCAAGUUUUGUGCUAAGGUACAUCGGCGAUUUGACCCUCCGCAUGAAAUAGUGCAAAUAAAUAAUUUAAGUGAGAACAAUUUUUCACUUAUCGAAACUUCAAAGUACUGUGGAACUCAUAGUGAACAAAAAUCGGUUCUGUUUUGUUCCCAGCAUGACCAAUCUAUAUGCGACUUGUGUCUUUUUGACGAUCAUUCUAACUGUAAAUCAAUUAUUCCGAUUGAACGAGCAGCAAAAGGGUCGAAGGAAGGUACGGCAGCAGACGAUUUAGAAAAACGUUUAAAAGAAAUAGGAACAGUGGCAAGGACUUCGCUGAAAGAAGUCAAGACAAAUGUUGAUUCUCUCGUUAAGCAAAAGAGCGAUAUUCUACAAAUGGUAUCGUCUGUUAGAAAAGAAAUUGAAAAUCGUCUUGACAAACUGGAACAAGAUAUAACAAAGGAAAUAGAGAAACAGUACAACACGUGCCAACAACGGGUUAUGGAACAGAAAUUAGUCAUGGAGAGACAAGAACAAGAACUUAUGGACAGAAACGCCGAUAUAAACUCGUUAAAACUGUGUACAAAUGACAUUCAGUUUUUUCAAACAAUUAAGACAUUAGACGUCAGUACGCAUCAAUACGAAACAGAGAUGACCACUAGGAUAACACGAAUAAGUUUAGAAUAUGAAUCGAAUGAAGAGAUAUCAAAACUUAUUGCUGCCCUAAAAUCGUUUGGAAAUGUUCGUAUAUCGGAAACCGAUUUGGAACUGGACCACAUUCCAGAUAAAAUGCAUCAAAGUCAAGUUCAAGUAAAACACUCAACAACUACAAAAAGUAAUGGACAAAAUGGUCAUUGGUCGGGAUUUUAUAAACAACAUAACAGACAACAUCAAUUUGAGUUAGACAUUGCAUUCUUGGAAGGAAAUGUGACCGGUGAGGGAAUCGAUACGAUUGGACAAUUUACCAUUGCUGGUACCUGGGAUGUUUCUAGUAGAAGUAUACAGUUUAGGAAACAGUACAAAGGCGCACAUUGUGUUGAUUACAGUGGUCAGCUAUCAACGGAUGGUUGUAAGAUGGACGGACAAUAUAAUAUUGGUGGUUCUACAGACAAAUUCACGAUGUCAUUUGUUCCAGCACACCAUGCAGUCUCUGAGCAUUGGACUGGGUUUUACAAUCAAAAUGAUAAUCGUCAUGCUUUCGAGCUGGACAUUGCAUUUAAAGGCGACAAAGUCAGUGGAAAAGGAGAUGAUGAAAUAGGAAAAUUUAGUAUUAACGGUGAUUGGAUAUCUUCUUCUGGUAAAAUACAAUUCUGUAAGCAGUACCACGGUGCACAUAGUGUGGAUUACAGCGGUCAGCUAUCUUCUGACGGUCGCAGCAUGAAAGGAAAGUAUAACGUCUGUGGUUUUUCAGACAGUUUUACUAUGACCGUUGUAUCACUUUGAUAGGAUAUUGUCUUACACUUUAUAUUGUAAUAAAAUUUCUAUUAUCA